GAGAAGCGCACGGAAUUCAGCAGCGUCCCCGUCUUCAAGGCCUUCGGGGACGGCAACUGCGCGUUCCGUGCGGUGUUCCAGUGGGAGAAAGACCCACAGAGGGAGACCCGCUACGUCAUGACGAACGGGCUCCCGUGGACGAAAGGCGACAAGGACCCAGAGACUUUCCAAACGGCCACUAAGUUUAUCUCAUUAAUGCUGCAAGCCUGUAUUAUAAACUUAGUGAGCUUUUGGAUUGUGUCUGAAAAGGACACCGAGGAACACGGCAUCGCCUUUCUCCGCGAGCUGGCCGUGGCAGUUCUCAAGGGGCCAGCCGAGGAUGAACAUGAGCGUGCUGGGCGCCAGGCUGGUGUGGACGGGGAGUCCUGGACAACGUACGUCAAGCGUAUGUCCAGGAGCGGGCAGUGGGCCGACGAGCAAAUGCUCCGCGCCCUGUCCAAGGCGAUCGAGCACCCCAUCAUCGUCUUCGUGAAGAACUCCAACCCUGGCCACGAGGGGUUCUUCACGUGGGUCUACGGCGACCACUUCCCCACACCAGCGAUCCCGUUAUACUUCAACGGGCGGGAUCACUACGACUUGGUGGACGAGGUCUGGGCGCGCGCGCAGGGGCUGGGCCUCAAGUUCCGCAGCACGGAGGGCACGCCCAACCGAGCCAAGACGACGCACACCAUGGCGGCUCCGACAUCAAAGCCCAAGCCGCUGGAGGAGAAAAAAGAGGAGAAGAACAAGAGCAAGCAGCCCAGCCUCAAGGGCAAACGGUCCUUGGACGCAGACUUGGACCAGGCCGUGAUCACGGAGCCUCUCGUCCCUCCCUCCAAGAAGUACCCUCCGACCCGCAAGGCGCCGGACCGCACCAAGAGAUCGAAGUCCACGCACCUGGACGGCGAGAGGGAGUGGUACGUGGCGGGGGCGGUGCACGAGACUCUGGGGCCAUUGCGCUCGCCCAAGAUGUCCCCGAAGACCGCGCAGGGGUAUUUCAACCAGUUCAUGCUGCUGGUCAAGUGGACUGACGACCACGACCUCGUCAGGGGCAAGUGGACAGACCACGAGCUCAAGACGUCGCGGAAGGCCUCGCGGGACAAGGUGGUGGAGUACAUGGAGAUUGGCAAUCUGGAGGCGUACUUCCACCACCUGGCAACCACGCCGCUCUCCAAUAAAGCUGGGGCGAAGAGCGCAGUCUCCAAAGCGUGGCUGGACUGCGUCAAGCGGUUCAUGAACUCGCUCGCCCACAGCUUCGUCCGCCCCACGAUGAACAAGGACGACUUCGGGGUGUACAUGCGGCGCCUGGGG
Molecule: messenger RNA, 1290 nt
Organism: Prorocentrum cordatum
Lineage: Eukaryota; Dinophyceae; Prorocentrales; Prorocentraceae
Source: the annotation of a GenBank genome assembly